This is a messenger RNA of Pisolithus orientalis, 1892 nucleotides long. RefSeq lists its product as uncharacterized. NCBI's taxonomy places the organism in Eukaryota, Fungi, Basidiomycota, Agaricomycetes, Boletales, Pisolithaceae. The record is from RefSeq and is a predicted model, not a curated record. Bases 1 to 1818 code for a protein of 605 amino acids. The transcript is spliced from 15 exons. Gene Ontology annotation, molecular function: flavin adenine dinucleotide binding; monooxygenase activity.
AUGUCUUCGUCUCCACCGUUCGAUAUCCCGACGCUUGCCGAUCUUGGCGUCGACCCAACAGCGUUGGAGGAACUUUCCCCUAUCGCAGAAGCUAACAAGUGGUUGACCGCGUUCAGCGCGAAUGUUCGCAACAAGGCCACUGGACUGACGACUGAUUUGUUUCACCCGUUUGGGUUUUGGAAAGACAUUCUAGCUCUCACCUGGGAUUUCCGUACCAUACGCGGUGCAGAGGCCAUUAGAAAAUUGCUGGAUGACCGCCUUGACCUGAUUGGACUGGCGCCACUCUGCCUUGCUGAAGAUCAUCUUCGUGCUCCGGUGUUGGUGAAACCGAUUCCCGGAGUGGUCUUCCUACGACUUUGCUUUGAGUUCGAGACUAAACAGGGUAAGGGCAUUGGGAUUGCCUUCCUCGUGCCAACACCGGAUACCCAAUGGAAGGCAUGGUCCCUCCUCACACGUCUGGGAUCACUGAAAGACUACCCAGAAAGAGCAGGCACAUUACGCGACCAUGCAAUCCGUCAUGAUUGGAGUGAGGAGCAGUCUCAUGAAGUAAUUGGGGACCCAACAGUCCUUAUUAUCGGUGCUGGGCACAGUGGUCUGGAUAUUGCUGCUAGACUAAAGUAUAUGGACACUUCGGCCCUUGUCAUCGAUCGAAGCGCACGCAUAGGAGAUAAUUGGAGGAAACGUUACAAAUCACUCUGUUUGCAUGAUAUAGUCUGGUUUAAUCAUCUGCCUUACCUCCCGUUUCCAUCGACGUGGCCUGUGUUUUGCCCUGCUGCAAAGCUCGCAGACUGGCUUGAAUUUUAUGCGAAAGCUCUAGAAUUGAAUGUGUGGUUAUCAUCUAGAGUAGUGACGACAAGCUGGAAUGAAGACACAAAGACCUGGGUCGUUUCUGUCCUGCGUGAGGGUGUUCUAAAAACAAUGACGGUGAAACAUCUCGUCUUCUCCACCGGUCACGGUGGUGGAUUCCCCAAAAUGCCAGAUAUCCAAGGAAAGGCUAGUUUCGGCGGAACGGUCUUGCAUUCCUCACAAUACCAUUCGGCCGCGGAGUACGCUGGAAAGAAAGUUAUCGUGGUCGGUUCUGCGAACUCAGGGCAUGAUAUUGCAAUGGACCUGUAUCGACGCAACGCUGAAGUGACAUUGAUUCAACGAUCAUCAACAUACGUUAUCUCCUUGGAUGCUAGCAUUUCCUCUUUAAAAGGUUUCCGAAAAAGGUACAAUGAAAACUCUUCAGUUGAAUUUUCAGAUCUGCUUGGCUCUGCACUCCCCUGGCCAAGUCUUCUACCGUUAUUGCGAGCCGAGACAGCGCGCGCCGCGAAUGUCGACAAGAAUCUGAUUAAGGAUCUCGAAAGCGCUGGAUUCAGAACCAACCUUGGGAUCGAUGAUGCUGGGCUGUUACCUUUGAUAUACGCAAGAGGAGGUGGCUUUUAUACAGAUACUGGCGCUUCUGGGGAGAUCAUCAAAGGGAAUAUCAGAAUCAAAAGUGGUUGUUCCAUCCAGCGGUUCACUUCUGACGGUCUGGAGUUUGACGACGGGUCUCACGUGGGAUGUGACGCUGUUAUCUUUGCCACUGGAUUUGGUGAAUUACGAGAUUCCAUAAGGGAAGUGUGCGGAUCAGAGAUAGCAAAUCAGGUUGGUCCAAUUUGGGGGUUAGAUAACGAGGGCGAGCCCCAAGGUGUGUGGAGAAGAACGGGGCAACCGCGUCUGUGGAUCGGCAUGGGUAAUCUAGGUCGUUCUCGUUUCCAUAGUCUGCACCUUGCGCUCCAAAUUAAAGCGUUGGAGGAGGGUGUAAUCACUGAUGAUGGUGUCUAUGCAAAGUGACCAGCGCCUGGAAACGUAUCUCUACACCCGAUGAGAAUUGUUGAAUGCAAGCGUAUUACCGCCCUUCCCCUUCA